AUGGAAGACGCGCCGACGACUUCUCAAAGUGCCGUUGACUCCGAGAAGAUAACGAAGAGUGAGACGAACAAACAACAACGUCUUAUCACUGGUACGAUCUUUUCGUUUACGGCUCUCUUCCUUCUCUACCUUGGACCAAUUACUUUUCAUAUCUUAGAAGCCCCUCUGAGCUUUUUGAUGUUCCACGAGUUGUUAACUGUCUUCAAGGCGACAAAGGAAGAGCGGGUCCUUUCAAUCGUUCUUUUUGUUGUUCACAACAUCAUGUUAAUGAUCAACUUCAAUGUGACUGCUGAGUCAUUUCCGCUUCUCGCCUUUUUGGUUUAUGGAGUCUACUCGUUGUACUCCCACGACGUCAUACAAGCAAUGAAAUUAUACUUCGCUGCUAUUUGGGCCAUACAAACACUCUCAUACUCAAUUGGUCUUAUACAAGUCACAGGAAACACCUUCUCGACUAUUUAUAUCAUCUUCUUGGCUUGCGCCAAUGACUCCUUCCAAUGGGUCUUUGGAAGAGCAUUUGGAAAGCACCACCCAUUCCCUUAUUUAUCGCCAAACAAGUCGCUCGAAGGGUAUUUGGGCGGUCUCUUCAUGUUGAUGGUGAUUGGGGUACUAGCCCAAGACAAUUUGAUAUUUGUGUUCUUAGUGUUCAUGACUGGGAACAUCGGAGAUUUGAUCGCAAGCUGCUUGAAACGACAGUUGGCCGUCAAAGAUUAUGGAAGUAUUUUGCCAGGUAUGGGAGGGAUGCUUGAUCGCUUGGACUCCGUGACAUUAGUAGUUGGAGUUGCGUACUUCUGGUAUCGGUCCUUUGGAUUCCACCCGGGUUUCAUCAUGAAAUGCCUUUUGCAUUACUUCUAUUUCACUGAUGACAAAUGCUUUUAA
Messenger RNA from Entamoeba invadens IP1, 876 nucleotides. Its product is annotated as phosphatidate cytidylyltransferase, putative. The record is from RefSeq and is a predicted model, not a curated record. Gene Ontology annotation, biological process: CDP-diacylglycerol biosynthetic process. The transcript has a single exon. Bases 1 to 876 code for a protein of 291 amino acids. Gene Ontology annotation, molecular function: phosphatidate cytidylyltransferase activity. Gene Ontology annotation, cellular component: plasma membrane. Lineage: Eukaryota; Evosea; Mastigamoebida; Endamoebidae.